CAAACCUGAAGGCUUUUAUUGUGAUUCCUUUUUGGGGGACUGAACACGUUUUUGGACAUUUUUCAUGAAGGAUGUAGUAAAUAUAUUGUGAAGGCUACAGAACCUGUGGCUUUGUUUUCUUUCUCAAACAUUUUAGGCUUUCUUGUUUUGAUCAUUGAGGUUUUACUCUGAAAGAUUUCUGUUUUUGUGAAACAUUUAGCGUUUUUAUUGUGAACAAAAUGUAAUCUUUGAGAUUCAUUAUGAAGCAGUUUGAAGCUGUUUUUUGGUCAAGAAUUGGAGUUAAAGACAGUUUUGAUUUUAUUAUGAAGGGCAGACAUUUAUUCUGAAGAACUAGUAACCUUUGGGCUUUGACUGUGAAGGCCUUGCUAAAUGCUUUCAUUCAUUUUGAUUGUUUUUAAUGACAGCCCCUUUUAGGAAACACUGACAACAUUAAUUUUGAAAAACAAAAGGAUCAAAAAACUAGGAGCUUUUAUGAUGAAGGUUUGGAAAUUCUCUGGGGCUUUUAUUGUGAAAGGAUGGAAAUAUUAGCAAGUUUUCAUCGUGUGCGUCAUCUGUGAUCUGUCCUGUGGGUGGAGCAAGUCAUCAGACAGCCAAUCAGGAUGAUUUCUUACGUGGAGUGUCUGGGUGGCGAGGGGGCAGGGCCCGGCGUGGCGUCCCGCUGCUGGAAUACGGGCCCCGAUGAAGAGCUAGAUGAGCUUCUUCCACGCAAGAUGGCCGCCCUGCAGCCAAAGACAGAGGGCAGCCUGCGGCGCCGCCUGCUCAGCGCAAAAAUCCACCAGCACCACAACGCCAUCUGCCGGAUUAAUGCUGGUGCUGCUGGCAGACCGGGGGUGCCACCAGUUGACAAAAAGCCCCUCCCACCUCACCCUCAGUAUCCAGGCAACAGCCCCUGGUUUCGCCCACAGCACUUACCGCCACGACCCCACGUCCACCCCUCCUUCACCCCAGAGGCUCAUGGGAAACUCUUCCUCGCUCCAGAGGCUCAUGGGAAACCUCACCCUCAGUCCCCACCCCUCCAAUUGCCUCGCUCCGCACGCCCCGCCCUCGCCCAGCGACGACGAACAAGCUCGUCCCCCCCAACCCCGGAGCCCCGCCCUGGCUACACCCUGCCUGUCCCCUCCCCUCUGAGUGCCCCGCCCCCCCUUAGGGAACCAGAGGUGCCGCCACAGUACCGCUACCAACCCAGCAGGAGGCGCAAGGCCAACUUCUUCUUCUUCAGACGGCGCCGAGGGAAGAGCUCCAGGCAGGAAGCCACACAGACCACUCCCCUUCUACACAGAGGAGGGAGGAGGAGGAGAGCCAUCUGGAAUAACACAGAGGCUGCAGAGAGAGCUUCAAGGUGGCUAUGGAUUAGAGGGCGGAUUCGUGGAGAACAGCUGCUAGGGAAGAAGCUGAGGGCUGAUCAACCCCAGCUGGGUCGCCUGGGUGAGGGUGAAAGAAAGGGAGAGAGCGGGGCGAGUGACAGGAUCAGAGAGAGAGGAGUGGGAGGAGAGCGGCGUCGCAGCGAGUUGAGCUGCAUUACUGCUGCUGCUCUGUCUGCUGCAGCCUCGCCGCUGUGUGUCGGUCUGUGUGUGUGUGUGUGUGGCGUCGUCAUGGUUCUGAUCGGAGCGGCAAUCAAAUCCGUCCUCAGAUACCUCAAUAAGACCAGAGCAGGGGACGGGGACAAUAAGUGGUCUGUUCACUACACUACCCAGAAGCCCCAGCAGGGUCUGCUCUUCGUCCCGGGAAAAAAACGCUCCAGCAGCGCUGAUGAUCUGCAAGUGUGUAACGGGCUGACUCAGCAUGGCUACAGUGGAUCCGCUGCCUCUCAGCUCUGCACUCAAAGCCCCGCCUCCUGUUCGUCUUCUGGCCUCAACCAAUCAGAGAGCAGCACACGCCGACGGUGGAAGGACAAAAGCAGGAAGAUGUCCUCAGCCUCCUCAGAAGAAGACGAAAGGUUCUUCUUGAACAACACACGACCUAUGACCCCACUGGUCCUCAACCCUGUACACGUCACCCACUGUUGGGACGUCUUUGCCCCUGCCUACGAGCCAACAGUCGACGUGGAGAUGGAGCCAACCCCCCGGCUUCCAACACCAGAGGAGAGGAUGAGGCAGCAGGCCGAGGCAGUUGGAGCUGAUAUAGUCCCCAUCAAUGUAACAGGUGAGAGUUUUGAUCGUCAGGCAAGUUUUCGAAAGGUUGUUUCCAACACUGACUCAUUAUCCCGGCGCCCCCGUAACCUGAGCCGCCGCAAGACAGUUACUGGGAUACCUGAUGAUGUCACACGGAGGCUGGACUCUCCUAUGGUCUCUUUAGUUCUUCCCAGUCAGUUCUCCACUGUCGGUCGACCUGCCUCCUCCUCCUGUAGCCCCGCCCGCCAACAGAAGACCACAGAGGAGGAGGAGGAGGGUGAAGUCAGAAAGGAGUUGCAGACAUUAGCUAGGAGGAUCCGAGCCCCGAGAGGAGAGGGAAUGUCCAGCCUCAUGGCCUCUCUUACCUCCUCACCACGUGUUGACUCCUGUCAGGACCGCUCUACAUCCUGCUGCUCACCCUCCUCAGUGGUCCACAGCCUCCCUCGCCCAGCCACCAACUCCUCCUUGAACUCAGAGGUCAGCUGUAACAGUGCCUCCUACAGGGCACUCAGCACCUCCUCAUCCUGCUGUCAGUCACAGGAUCUGCAGGGUUUCCCCAGUGACCUCCAGCCCCUGCUGCCCUUUGAUCACACUGCCAGAGUCAUUCCAGAGUCUCCAUUCUCCUCUUCCUCUUCUUUUCCUUCCUCCCCUGUCACCUCCUCUCUUCCCGGCAGCCCUAGCCAGGCCCUGCAGUCAGAGUGGUCUUACCCCAGUGAUAAGCCCCUAAAUGAGGCUGCCUACCCUCACAGCUCCCCUUCCUCCACCCACUACCUCUCCUCCUCCUCUUUUGCAGACUCAGAUUCUCAAUUUAGCUACCAGGCUCUGGAUGAACAGACCGCCAUCCAGCAAGACACUCACUGCUCCUGCAAUGGGGAACGUUGGAGCUUCCAGCCCGUGUCCCCCAGCUCAAGUGUUCACAGCAGCCAGACUGGGGCUGACUGGAGUGGUAUCACCCGGGAGAUGAGUUCUGUCUCUGGGGAAGGCUGGAGCUGCGAUCCGCUGAUCUCUUCCGGACGCUCUUCCCCCUCACACAUUGACUGUAACUCCUUGUGUUCAGAGGAAAUUACCUCCUCUUCCUCAGUAUACCAAGAGAAAAGGAAGUCCAGCAUCUCCUCCUCUUGCUCUCGCAGCAUCUCCCUCCGCAAGUCCAAACGUCCGCCUCCUCCACCAUUGCGGUCUGACUCUCUUAGACGCCGGCCAGGGCGUAGCAAGCCCUCCCGGUCCUCCUCCAGCCCCCCUCUGGAGCGUAGCCCCCAUAUAGAGCGUAGCCCCUGCCUGGAGCGAAGCCCCCGCCUGGGGCGAAGCACCCCACAGACACCCACCUCAUCGCCCCAGACCUUCCAUGACCCCUGGGUGCCACGGAGCAAUACCAAGAGACGCCAGAGUGGGUUCAACUGUGGCACAGUCACAACAUUUGAACCGUUAAGCUCCGACUGCCAAGCAGCAACAUCCGUUGAGUCUCCUUCGUCUGAGCACCUACCGCCUAGCCCCGGCCACUCCCAUGCCCAUAUCCUCACCCCCGUGUCUCCAGGCUCAGAGGAGGAAGGGCUGACAUUUACUCUCAACUCUCAACCAGUUGCUGCUUCCAUGGCUGGGCUACAGCGCCUCGCUUCACCCUCCAGUGGUUAUUCCAGCCAGUCCAACACCCCCACCCCUGGCACUCCCAUCUCCUCCCCCCUCAGCCCCUCCUCCCCUCUCGCAGCAAGCCCUGGAGCUUUCUCCCUCCCCCCGACCUCCCCCUUCUCCUCUUCACGCUCACUCUCCCAUCCCCUGUCACCUGCCGUCUCCUCCCUGCCCAGGACAGGGUCUAAGGUCGAAGGGAGGCCAAAGCCACCAGUGCCAGAGAGGAAAUCAUCACUCUUCUCCUCCCUCUCCUCCUCCUUUUCAUCCACCUCCUCCCUCUCCUCAUGCACCUCCUCAGAAUCCUCUGCCAAGCAUUCUCUUCUCCCUGCUCCACCUCCUCCUCCUCCUCUACCUGAGUGUUCCUCUCCUUUGCCCCCUGUCUUCUACUCCCCCAUUCAUGAGUGUCCUGCUCCUCCUUCUUUCACCAAACUCUCUGUUGCUCCUCCUCCUCCCCCUUCAUCUCUUCCUCCUCCUCUUCCUCCUUUCUCCCGGCCUCCUCCUCCUCCCUACUCCUACGCCAUCAGGCAGACCUCCCAUCAUGUUCUGGUAUCCACUAUGUCAUCAUCAAUCAACUUCCCUCCUCCCCCAACUACCCCCCCUCCUCCUCCAUCUUCUCCUCUUCCUCCUCCUUCAGAGCUUCCAGAAUUGCCAAUUGCUGAUCUUCCUCCUCCUCCUCCACCUCCACCUCCUCCUCUGCCUCCUCUUCCUGCAUCCUCUGUGAUGGCCCUCCCCCCACCAGAUCUUGCCAAGUCUCCAAACUACUGUGUUGAAGUGUCAACAUCCACGUCCCCUUACCCCCUGGUCACUGCACAGGCUUUGCAGGGUGUCAAGCUUCGCUCUGUCAAGAACCAGGAAGGCCUGCUCACUAACAAAGAUCUACCAAGCAAAGAAGCUCAUCUGGAUGGUCUGGGCGACACAGAUGUUAAGCUAUCUGGAACUGGAUCACAAAAUGCUAUCAGUGAUCAAGGCAGCAAUGAAGCUAACAUAUCAAAUGCUUUAAUGGGUGAUGCUAGCCCUCAUAGCCCUGCCAGCGCUGUUGCAAAGCAACCUGGACUCAAAUCCGAUCAUGGUUACUACAACUUAACAAAAAGUGAGGUGAGGACACCCAUAGAUGACUCAGCCUCUGCAAAUAUUCAAAUCCUGCAAGGCAUAGUUCCUAGCCCAGCUAAACAGAGAAGCUCUGGGCCUCAGCUGGCCAACGAAACCCCUCAAGACAUCAAGUACAAUGAACAAGAGAGGGAAGAUUCAGACAUGUAUGCUACUCUGGUCAACAAUCAUGUCUCCAGCCCUGAUAGUCCCUUGGUUAAAAUGUCUUAUGAUACUGACAAAAAUCACAUCAACACAAUUACCCAACAUCCCACUUUGCAACAACAACAGGUCACAAAGGUUAAGCUAACUGAGCCUGCUGAGAAACACAGAAACACUGAGGAUGUUUGCCUGACAGAUUCUUCUUACUGGACCCUCUCUGGAACAAAACAAGAGCCUCACAGAGAAAGCAGAACACAACUUUUAGAGAACAACUAUAACAAUAAUUCAGAAAUGUGGAAUCACAGUGCAGCCAAUGGAAAUUCACACAGUGAUUUAAAACAGUGUAAUAGUGUCUUUGAGCCAGGUAGCCCAAGGAGGCUUCGCUCCCCGGAGAAGCCGAUCCCACCAAAGAAGCCUGAUCUUUGCAUUCUGGGUCUCAUCGCAUCUCCUGAGGCUAAGCGAAGACCAGGUGGGUGGAGGAGCACUGGACAAAUCACAGCGCCUUCUCCUGGGCUCACCAGCCAAUCAAGAAUUUCUGCUAAUUCCUCCUGCACACAUUUGACUAAUAGUACACCUUCACCAAAGCACAUGACAUGCACCAGUGUUGACAAAACAUCAAUUCCUGAUAAAUUAGUGACACACACAACUUCACCUGCACACUCAAUUAAUGCUGCUUCUUUGCCAGCACACACAACACCUGUUGACAUCACCACACGCUCACCUGCCAACUCCCCUCAGAAGCAGAAGCCACCAAUUUUGCAUAAAAAGCCAGAUCUUUCAUUGACCUCACCCAAAAGUACCAAACCACACUUGGCUACUACAAAUGCAGGAGAGGCACCCAAAGGCACCCAUGGCACCCUGGAGAGCACUGCUGUUUCACAGACUCAGAGCACUACAGGGACCAGUCGCACUUUGGGGAUCAUAGGUACCAUUUUCAAUGGGACCAUAGAUAUCACAGAGGGCAGAGACACUUUCAGUGGAACCAUGGGUAUUACAGGGGCUAGAGACACUUUCAAUGGGACCAUGGGUACCACAGCUGCUAGAGACACUUUCAGUGAGACCAUGGGAACCACAGAGACUAGAGACACUUUCAGUGGGACCAUGGGUACCACAGAGGCUAGAGACACUUUCAGUGGGAUGGUAGGUACCUUGGAGAACCGUGGUACCUCAGGAACUUGGGACACCAUGAACAACAGUAGUGACAUAGGGUCUAUGGGUACCUAUGGGAACUGUGGUCCCUCAGGGAUCAUGGGUAUGACCUCAGCGUGGAGUACCCAAGGUCCCAUUCAUCCAUUCAUAAGUACCUUAGAGAACUGUAGCACCUUAGGGAACCACGGAGCUGCUUCCAUCCAGACAGGGAUCACUCAAACUGGAGCAACCAACCCUAGUUGUUCUGGGGUCAUCAGGACAAGACUUAAUAAGAAUAAUGACAAAACAUUUCAUAAGAGGAUGAUGAGGUCAUCGCUGGCUGAAGAUGCAGAGGAAGAUGAGAAGGAGAAGCUGGUAAACACAACAAUGAAGAUGAUGUCAUCCACCCCAAUGAAAAAAGACAAAGCAAGAAAGAGGAGGAAGAGGAGGCCAGGCAGGCAACUGCUGCUGAUGUCAUCAACUAUGGAGCCCUCCCCCUCUUCAUCGUCAUCAUCUUCAUCAUCAUCUUCGUCCUCAUCUGAAGACGAGCGAGAUGUGGAGAAAGGGAGAACAAUGCAAAUGAGUCAAAGAGUGAAGAUGACGAAAGUGUUUGAUCAAGACACCAGCGACUCUGAAAGCUCCUGCACUCUGAUUGGUCAGAGCAGGUUCUCCCUCAGCAGUGCGCUGUCCACUGAUAGCCUGCGGGAGGAGCUGUUACUUCCAGACCUCCUGAUACAGGAACCAGGGGACGAAGAAGAGGAGGAGAGGAGCAAUGAUAGAGCACACAGGAGGGAGGAGGUGAAGGAUGCCACAGGACCUCCAGAUGCUGAUCUGUUUGUCAGUGUUUCGGCAGAUCAGAUGUUUGUUCCCAGUAGACCACGAACCACAGAAGAUCUGUUCGCUGUCAUCCACAGGUCAAAGCGGAAGAUGCUAGGAAGAAUAGAUUCAGAUGAAGACAAACAUCGAAUCUCCUCUUCCUCUUCAUCCUCUUCCCCUCCGGUGACCCCAACUGAUCCCCAGCCCCACCUAAUGCGACCUACAACUCUCAGAAGUCAAAGGUCAGCAAGAAGCGAGAGCUUCAAGGCUCUCUUGCUGAGGAAGGGUAGUCGGUCUAAUUCGUCUUCUCGAAUCUCAGCUGUCGAGCGGCUUCGCAUAAAUUCUGCUUCUACUGCUGCCACUGAGCUGCAGUGUGUGCCAUCGCUGCCACCACAGCCACCACCGCCAGAACAACCCCAUAUUAAUCCCACAAGCUUGUCCCAUAACGUGGAUACAUGUGACAUCAAUACCCACCUGACUUUUGAUGUACCAGUUUCUCCCACGUCUCUUUGCCCUCAGAACUUGUCCAUGAUGUUGAGAUUGAGGCACAAUCAGCUCCUCUUCACCUCCUCCUCCCCUGUAUUCUUCCUCUCCUCCUCGUCUGUGCGACCUCGCUCCCUCACUCCUCCCUGCUCUGCCAGCCGACGCUUUGCUGCUCGCUGCCGCCUCUUCGCUGCCCCCAUGACUGCCAUCUUAGAAGGGGAAGGUGAGGAGGAAGAAGAGGAAGAGGAUGAUGAUGAUGAGGUGUUUGUUGAGUCUCCAGGAACCAUUUUGGGAAUGGAAAGAGGAUCGAGCCAGAGAUUGAUUGAGAUUUCUUGAUGGACAAGCCAAGAUUAUAGAUGCAGCUGCAACUUGGAUUCGGGAGGAAGUAGAUGGUCGCCCACCCUCAAGUCCAGUUGUUAGGGAUCACAGAAAAAUGUACCUGAAUGUGACGAUGUCUGGGUCUUCUACAGAUCCUUAUCAGGUUUGAAACUGUCUACAAACUUGUCACAAUGCCUCAGCAACCUGAAUUGAACUAGACUGGACUGACGCAUGGUCUGAAGCCUUUAACUGAAUGUACUGAAGCAAACUUGGCAAGUAUCUCUAGUCGCCAUACAUAUAUGUCAGAAAGGACAUGCGUGUAAUUAUAUCUCAUGUUUGUUCUCAUAACUGUGGAAUGAUGAUCUCAAGAAGACAAGCUUGUUGCAUAAACCCCAACACCUCCUUUCAAUGUACUUAAAUCGAAACUACAGCAAUUACCUUGUAUUAUUGUCUUUUGCUUGACUUUGCUGUCCAUUUUUCUACAUAAUCAUAUUUUCUUGUUUCACAAAGUAUUCUUCUUCUCUGUUUAAGUUAAUGUUAUACUUUCUUGCCCUAAUAAGAGAAAUCAAAAUUCUCUUUGUCCAUGUCAUCUCUGGCUUACUGUAGUAAACACAACUUUUUACAUUAUUAUAGUAUUGACAAGAAAUUAAUUUUGUCAUCUUGACAUAAGACGCUUGUUUUCUUGAGAUCAGAGUAAAAAUUCUAAUAUUAUAUAUAUAUAAUAUAGUAUAAUUAUAGUAUAAUAAUGUUAAGCAGUUAUGUUUUAAAGCUUUCCCAAAGUCUUCCGUAUCUAGCUGUGGUUUUCAUGAAUCCAAACAAUUCCAAUGACAUUAAAUCCACCAAUUCUACUGGCAUUAACUUAAGCAUAGGUAUUGAAUCGGCCGGUUUUGAUUACAUUAAAUUGGUGUUCAGUUAUAGAGCAGCUGGUUCUGAUAACAAUAAAUCAGAAAAAAGUUUUAGAUCAGCCAAUUCUGGCAUUACACAGGGUUCAUAACAUCUCUGAUCAGCAGGACUUGGUUUCAAACCAGAGAACACUUGAUUAAGAUGAAACCAACUUGGGAGGUUAAUCCACGUUUUUUGUUUAUAUUUAAAACAUUUUUAUAGUCAUGUAAAGCUGAGUUGUGAUAAGGUAUGAACAAGGAAAGGCAGUGCUGGAAAUAUUUUAACAGCUGACAUGUUUUUGUGACUUUUGACUCAACAUAAUUAUUUAAAUGUCCUAUUUUCUAUGUUAUUAUGAGCUACACUGACCGACACUAUAAUUAGUAAGGGAUGUAGUUUGUCCUAUACUGUAAAUAGUCCUGUUUCAUCUAUAUCCCUCUUGUUAUCUUGUUUCUACAUAUUUCUUCUUUAUGUUCCUGCUGCUGGAUCUUCAUUUCCUCUCUGUAGCAUUUAUUUCAGCUUCAGUCUCCAUCUUAACGAGUAAUGGAGUCUCGGUUUUCAAGCCUCAAAUCUGUUUUUUCUUCUCAAACAAAGUAGCAGAUAGUAAGACUAACAGUCUGAAUUUGGAUGUAACUUUUUAAGGUGGAGGCUUUGAAUUUAGGCACAUAAUAUCUUCUCUGUGUGAAUGUAAGCGAUUCAGAUUUACUCUAUUAACCAUAAGAUUAAUGCAAUUUAACUGGAAAACUGGAACAAUGGAGGGAAGUACCAUGAGAGAAAGAUAAAUGGAGGUGGAAGUGAUGAAUAGGAGGAAAUGGAAAACUGAAUGAAAGUGUUUUUGCAUGUGUGGAGAAACAGCAGAAAGAACUGGAAACAAAUGUUUUUAAAAAAGGAAAUGUAUAAGAAAUGGAAGCAAUAAAGGAUAAACUCAUUUUCUGAAGCUA
Molecule: messenger RNA, 9547 nt
Organism: Thunnus maccoyii (southern bluefin tuna)
Lineage: Eukaryota; Metazoa; Chordata; Actinopteri; Scombriformes; Scombridae
Gene: nhsl1a
Product: NHS-like 1a
Exons: 12
Coding region: 600-7745 (2381 amino acids)
Biological process (GO): cell differentiation
Source: RefSeq, a predicted model, not a curated record